UUUCAGAUCCCGGCUCCAAAAUGCCAAUUACAGCAGCAGCAGCAGCAGUUGCCGAAAACACCAAUCGCAGUGCCUAAAAAGAAGAGCGUUUGCUCAGUGCUGGCUGCAGCAAUCGACUCUAAAACCCGCAACAGCAUGUGUCCCAAUGACAGCGCUCCCUCGCUGCAGCCCUUGUUACCACAAAGAUGGGACUCGCUAUUCGACAGCGAAGCGGGGAGCGACGUUACCUUCCUGGUGGGGCCACACCCCGAGACAUGGCGCUUCCCCGGCCACCGGGCCAUCCUCUCUGACGCCAACCCCGUCUUCCGGGCGAUGCUCAACGGACCCCUGGCCGACUCCGGUCCCACCGUCGCCAUUCACGAUGUUGAUGGACGUGCCUUCGAUCAUUUGUUGAGGUUUUUGUACAGAGAAGACGUGCACCUGCAAUCAGUAUCGACUGCACUGGCGACUCUGUACGCGGCGCACAAGUACCUGUGCGCAGGUCUGAUGCGCACCUGCAUCACCUACCUGGACGACCACCUGACGGCGGCAACGGUGCUGCAGAUCUACCAGCACAUCCGCAUGUAUUGCGACGUGCACCCGGCGCGCCGGAAACCUGAGGAGAAGUGGGAGGCGUCGGCGCCCCCCCUCGACGACAACAUCCACAUGAUGACCUGUCUCUGCUCCGACCUGCACCACAACUGCCUGCAGUUCAUCGACGCCCACGCCGACAAGGUGCUGGCCGAGGAGAGUGUGGAGGACGUGACACUGGAAGCACUCAGGGAGAUCAGUCAGAGGGACUCGCUGAUGCUCUCCUCGGAGGCGGUGCUGUUCUCGGCUCUGGAGCGCUGGUGCAACCGCGAGUGCAAGCGGUGCCAGCUUGAGCUGUCGGCUGAGAAUCGGCGAUCGGUACUCGGAGAGGAGCUGCUCUUCUCCGUCAGAUACCUGCUGAUGACGUCACAGCAAUUCCUGUCUGGCCCAAUGCAGAGCGGUCUGCUCGACCAAUACGAGACGACCGUCCUGCUCGGCCACAUCCUCAACUCUCCCGUCUCGGCCAGUGCGCAGACUCUCACUCAGUCGGUCCUCGACCACCUCAAGCGGUCCCGCCGGCUGUCAUGUGAUGCUCCCAUCGUGCUUAGCGACAGGUCCGCUCUGGCACUCAAAACAAACCUCAAAACUAACAAAAAGAAUUCUAAAACAAAAAAGAAAAGCAAACAGAAAAAGCAGAAAGAGACUGAUGGUUCCCCUAAAAAGAAAUGCACCAGCUCGUGCUUUUUCGAGUAUGUUAUUGGGGCCCUAGCUUGCCUAUUCGAUUGACUCCCACCUAAAUCAUCAAUUAUUAUCAUACUAGACUGUGUUAGCUUCAAGCCGCCGCAUCUACUCUCAAACGUAAUAUUUACAAUGAGAUUUUUUAUUCCUAUUAGGGUAAAUAUUAGAGAAUUCGUUUAGAAUUAUAUUUUAUUUUAAUUUGUGGUUCCUAGGUUUGAAAAUUUUUAGUUGCUGUAGCAAAUUGUGAUCCAAGUGGCAGCAAUUCGUAUUUCCAGUGGAUUAAUACAAUUGUUGUAUUGAGAGAAUAGAUUCCAACUGGGAAAGAUAAUGAAUGAAUUUAUGAAAAGAAAGUCUACAUUCGGUAUGUCUUUGAUAAGUUCAACCACAAAAGGAGGAGCCCGUCCUUUCGGGUAAUAUGUUCUUUCAUUAGCGGUUAAACGGACUGCACUUCCUUCUUAUUUAUCUAGAACUGAAAAUUUUGUAUCUCAUUGUGAUUUUUAAAUUUCUCAAGUUGGGAAUUGCUAUUUCUGUUUGCUUCUAAAUACCCCCUCUAGAAUAAAAUAGUAUAAUAUUUGAAUCGACCAAAGCAUUAAAUACUUUUAGCUUCUAAUGAUAAUUAGUUGAUAUCUAUUGCAUAUACUAACUAACGAAACAAAUUCUGACGAACUUGAUUCACUUGGAUACCAUUAGUGCUUGUAGGAUUUCUGGUAAAAACAUUGUAAUAUUCUGAGCAAAGCCAAUAAUAAGAAAUGCACAACUUAGACUAAAAAAUAUAUAUUAUCAAUUAGUUAAUGCUUUUGAAACUAUAAUUAGUAGUGCCUUCCACAACUAUAGCAUUUUUUGAAAGUAUUGUAAUUGUUCAGCCAAUAGUCAAAUAGUUUAAGAUAAUACUACCCAGAGUGAGAUGGAAUAGUUUAAAAUGAACAUUCUAUGAUAAUUGAACGGAAUGUUGUCCUAUAUAGUAGGCCUAUACAGAAUUUUAAAAUAUUGUUUCAGAUUUUAGAAUGUUGUUGCAGAUCGGAACCACUCGAUGAAUUUAAAAUUUCAAAUAACUUACUUUUCAAAAUACAAUUCUCUGACAAAAAAAAACAAUAAAUGACUAUGGGUUGACAAAAAUUAAUCGUUAGCAUUUCUAUCGACUCAGGAAAUUAAUUUUAUAGCAGAAUGAAGAAUAUUAAGAUAUGAGACAAAACCAAAAGUAUUUUAUAAAUGGAUUUCCUUUAAGAUCAAUAUUUCAUUUUUCUCAAUAUUCAUGAUUUAUUUCUGUCAUCACUAAAUUGUUUUUGGAACCGUGUUGUAAGAGACAGAUGCUAUUUAUGAGAGGUAUGAGUUUUCCAUCUGGAGAGAACGCGGUGAUAUAUAACUCUUCAAAUGGCUUAGAAUGUAAUGUAUUCUUAAAAUAUAUUUUAAAAGCAAAACCUUGGUAUGCAUAGGUUUAAAAAUGUUGUCAGUCAACUGUGCGUACAGCAGUAUAAACAAUCACUCGUUAUUUUCUAAAGCAAGUGACAUCAAAUGACUCACUAAAGAAAACAGUUUGUUCUUGUUAAUUGUUAUAAAUAUUAUAAAAGAUUUUAUUUCGGUGCUAUCACCAUUCGUUUUAAAACUUGUUGUAAAUGUUGGUUCAUAGAAUGCUUAAUCUGUAUGGUAAAAUUGAUAUAUUAUUCUUCAAUCCAUUAUGAUAAUGUAAUUAUGAAAUUUGUUGGUGACAUCCAAUUAUCUAUUUUCAACAAAUUGAGCUAUUUUUAUAAAUUUGGCAGUUCGCAGUUCAUAUUGGAAACAGUACUUUUGCCUUA
Messenger RNA from Nilaparvata lugens (brown planthopper), 3041 nucleotides. Its product is annotated as BTB/POZ domain-containing protein 2-like. The transcript has 3 exons. The coding region runs from base 136 to 1296 and encodes 386 amino acids. Gene Ontology annotation, molecular function: protein binding. The record is from RefSeq and is a predicted model, not a curated record. NCBI's taxonomy places the organism in Eukaryota, Metazoa, Arthropoda, Insecta, Hemiptera, Delphacidae. Gene Ontology annotation, cellular component: P-body; cytosol. Gene Ontology annotation, biological process: neurogenesis.